Messenger RNA from Oncorhynchus masou masou (cherry salmon), 3353 nucleotides. Its product is annotated as disrupted in schizophrenia 1 protein-like. Gene Ontology annotation, cellular component: mitochondrion; intermediate filament cytoskeleton; microtubule. NCBI's taxonomy places the organism in Eukaryota, Metazoa, Chordata, Actinopteri, Salmoniformes, Salmonidae. The transcript has 11 exons. Bases 552 to 3254 code for a protein of 900 amino acids. Gene Ontology annotation, biological process: neuron migration; cilium assembly. The record is from RefSeq and is a predicted model, not a curated record.
AUAACGGGUCCGCAUCAACAGGCAGAAUAAAGGAGGGCUUUAUUCCUCUUCGGUUGGAUUAUAACGGUAUUGACACAUGCUACAGUAAUCCACUUUUAUAAUAAUAGCGCGUUUUCUAGCGUUUUGUCGUUUUGAACGAGUUGGUUCCCAUUUUAUCUGAAAUUAACCUUCUUUCUAUGGUUGUCAAAGUGUAUCUUGAUGCAACAUAGUGAAUUGACGCCCAAGAGGAAUCAAGUUAUUUAACGAUUUUCGACACAAAGCAGAAUAUUUGAUUACGGACAUGUAAGCAUUUCACCGUAAGGUCUACCUACACCUGUUAUAUUCGGCGCAUGUGACAAAUACAAAUGGAUUUGAUUUGAUAUGAGGAACAAGCGAAGAGAGGGAGAAUCGAACAGCCUGCUACUUUCCCCAGCGGAAAUGAGCUCAGUCGGGUUUUUCCAUCUUUUAGAACAUGACGGGUUUCAGCCACUACUUGCUGCCGGUGGAACCCUGAAGGUUCUCAUUCCACAACCAAAAUCUUUUGAUUCGGAUGGAAUGCCAAAGUAACUCAAAUGGACUACAACUACACGGACCGCAGCGACGCGCAACAUAAUCAUCAUCACUGCGAAGGAGGCAUGGAAGGUGGCUUGGGCACACCCACGUCAUCAGCUGGCAGCUCCACCUGCAAGAGGCUCCAGCAGCACCGGCGCCCAGAGUACCUGAGGACAGAGUUACACAGGCUACAGAGCACCCUGGCUCGGGAGGAGGGGAGGACAGCCUGCCUGACCAACGGAGCAUCUGGAUGUCAUGGGAUGAACAGGCAGAACGGUCACAGUGAUGUCAUAAAGACGAGCAACACCCUGAGACUACAUGUACCACCAGCUGGCUCAUGUGUCUCAGUCAGCCAGCAGCUCUCUCCUCUGGAGACAUCCAGCUCAGAAGGAUACAAACUAUCCCUAAGUUACCAAAACAACCAUUUAAUUUCCUCCUCUACCACUCUUCCUCAGAUUGACUUCAUGUUGACCCCAGGGUCAAUCCCCCUACAGCCCUGCCUCUUGAGACCUAACCCCAGGUCUAGUUCUGCUGCCUCUGCAACUCAGUUCUGCCCUCCUAACUCCAGGACCUGUCCCUCUGGUUCCACUGGCUCCAGGUCACCCCAGUCCCCCCGGCCAACCUGCCACUCCAGGCCACCUCCUUCAGGGGACACUCCCUUCAGCUCCUCUUUCAGUUUCAUCCAACAGUCACUGAGCCUUGAUUCACUGAGCUCCAAUCACAGGACAGAUACAGACACUGCAGCUGGUGAGAGGCCCCCUGGCCUAAACCCAGACCCACAACCACUGAACAGCUCCCCUGGCCUAAACCCAGACCCACAACCACUGAACAGGCCCCCUGGCCUAAACCAAGACCCACAACCACUGAACAGCUCCCCUGGCCUAAACCCAGACCCACAACCACUGAACAGCUCCCUUGACCUAAACCCAGACCCACAACCACUGAACAGCUCCACGAGUCUAGACCCAGACCCGCUGGAUCAGUCCUCAGCUAGGUCAUUAAGAACUGGAUCAGUCCCAUCCCACUCAGAACCACUGGAGUGGUCUGGGUCUGUCCCACUCUGCCAACCUGUAUCAUCCCCCCUUGACCAAUUACCAUCCAGGACAUCUGGCUCCAGCUCCAACCAAUCACGACUAGGAGUUUUGGGUCUCUCUUUGGGGCUUUCUGUUUCAAAACUGUCAACUCCGAGUCGUGUCCAAUCAGAGCCAGGCUCCGUCCCUCUCCGCCAGUCAGACAGAGUACGGGACCGGCUCUCACCUUGGGUGUGGCAGGACCGCCACUGGGAAGACCGGGAGGGGGCGGGACCACAUCUGCGGGUGGAGUUACCCUCCUCUGACCUGGCGGAGGUGGAGCCUGACUGUGACUCCUCCUCUCUGGACACAGAAGCCUCCUCCUCCCUGUCAGUAGCGGAGGACUCUGACGCUGCCACACCCUCCUCCCUCACCUCAGGGUACGAGAGUGCCACGCCCACUACCGUCUCUGCCUCCUCUCUCACCUCAGGGUACGAGAGUGCCACGCCCACUACCGUCUCUGCCUCCUCUCUCACCUCAGGGUACGAGAGUGCCACGCCCACUACCGCCUCUGCCUCCUCUCUCACCUCAGGGUACGAGAGUGCCACGCCCACUACCGCCUCUGCCUGGAAUGACUGCGUUCCAGACCAGGACCAGGCCUGGGACCAACUGGUCAAGAAGUACGAAGGUGUCCUUCAAGAUUGCCUGCACAACAACCGUACUAAUACUAAGAUUGAGUCCAUGAUGGGGAAGCUGCAGAGACUAAAGCAGAAGGCUAUCCUGGAGGAUGAGUAUGACUCAGCUGAGCGCUUUGGUAAGAAGCUGGAGGAGCUGUGUAGAGAGAGGAGCUCACUGAGGCUGGGUCUCCCCUCCAGACAGCCCAGUGUGGCUCUGUUCCUCCAGAGACUCAGAAAGGCAGUACACAGCGCCCUCGCCAGGAUGGAGGACCAUAGGGAAGAGGUGGAGAGUGAUGGAGGGGAAGUGGCUGAUGCUGUCCAGGGUCCACUGCAAAGGAGAGAGUUUUUUCUGCAGGAGAAACGCAUGGUGGAGGCGGAGAUGGCAGAGCUGCAGUGGAGGCUCGGAGAGCUGCAGUCUCGGAGUUGCAGCCUGGAACAGCAGAUCCAGCAGGAAGAGGAGGAGCUACAGACUGAGGAGGUUGAAGGACCCGCCCUGCGCAGCUGUAGCCACACCCAGCUCAGAGACAUGGGCAAUGCCAUCAAUGACCUGGUAACAUCACAGAGCAGGACCAGGAUUUGUGUCUCUCCCCCUGAAGCCAUACUCAGACUCCAGGAUCAGGAGCAAUCACUGAGUCUGUCCAUUAAAGAUGCUACGGCAAAAGUAGUGAUGAGUCAGAGGUUGGGAGGAAGUCUGAGAAGGAAAGUCAGUGAGACAGAGACUCAACUCCUGGCUCUCCACGAAGCCAAGCUAGCCGCCAUCUCAGGUAAUGCCUUCAGCAGUGCUAAGGAGCUGAAGGCAGAGAUCAGAGCUGUCUACGGAGAAAGAGACAGGCUGGAGCUGCUAGUGAAGAGACUCCACAGCCUGAGUUUUGUUAACAGCCAGGAUUUGGCCAAGAUGAAGACACAACAACAACAGCUGAAACUGGAGCUGGAGGCCAGACAGGCCCAGCACGAAGUGACUCUGAAAGAGAAUGUUGUCAAGUACAUCGAGUUACUGGAAGACAGACUGCACAGCAUAUCUGGGAGGCUGAUCUAGAAGCCUGUCACCUCCUCCUCCGAGGCAUCCAGCUGCGUACCCCCUUCUGUGGUGGUGCGGACCCUGCCACAGUGGUACUACCCAACCCCCAACCAGCCA